Messenger RNA from Paramacrobiotus metropolitanus, 2783 nucleotides. RefSeq lists its product as uncharacterized. The record is from RefSeq and is a predicted model, not a curated record. Bases 366 to 2534 code for a protein of 722 amino acids. Lineage: Eukaryota; Metazoa; Tardigrada; Eutardigrada; Parachela; Macrobiotidae. The transcript is spliced from 19 exons. Gene Ontology annotation, molecular function: pseudouridylate synthase activity; kinase activity.
CGCAAUGCGAUCAGCUGGUAGCGUUCAUAAUUUAUUGUACAUAGUCGGUAGUCUUGUACAAAUUACAAAAUGUACUGUUCCCUAUGAUUAGAAUUAUUCAUUAGAAGUUUAAAACGCCGCUGUCUGUUCAUGCUGGGUAUUAAUAACGUAGUACAUAAGAAGUGGCUGGUUUUUUUCUGUUUCUUUUGUUCCGUAUACGAAAUGGCGGAGUUCAACGUAGAACCCUUCUUGCUUCUUAUUAGUGUAUAACGUAUUGGCCAAUGUAAUCCAUGCAUCAAUCUAUCUGGACAAAUAUAGUAUAUUAAUAAUAACAGCUCUGCUCAGUGGGUGCUUUCGGGGUUGUAGUCUGCAUAUUAUGAAAUAAAAUGAAGAGCAUCUGCGUACUUCGAAGUGUACAUCGACGGAAUAUCAGCUGCAAGAUUCGGGAUUCCGGAAGAAUACGUACGGAAUGCGGAGGUCGGAGACAAUUUUCCAGCGGGAACGUUCUCAGUCAAACUGUUGCUUCAGUGGCUCUAGAGAGCACUGUUAUCACUCACGGCAUGCCGUUUCCAGAAAACCUGCGAACCGCGAAAUCCUUAGAGAAUAUCGUGCGCCAAGAAGGUGCACAACCAGCGACAAUUGCGAUCUUGGAUGGAAGCAUAAAAAUUGGAUUGGAUGCCAUUGAUCUAGAGCGGUUGGCGCAAGUAAAAGAUGCUAAGAAAGUUUCCAGGAGAGAUCUGUCAUUCAUUGUGGCGAAUAAAUUGCACGGAGGCACAACGGUUUCUGCUACAAUGUUAUUGGCACACCAAGCCGGCAUUCCCAUAUUCGCAACAGGUGGCAUUGGAGGAGUUCAUCGUGGCGGCCAGAACAGCAUGGACGUUAGCGCAGAUUUAACGGAAUUAGGACGUACACCAGUGGCCGUCGUUUGUGCUGGUGUUAAGUCGAUAUUGGACGUUGGACGAACAUUGGAAUAUUUGGAAACCCAGGGCGUUUGCGUGGCGACAAUUGGUCCAAGUAGCGAUUUUCCCUCUUUCUUUUCACGAAAAAGUGGAUACUUUUCUCCUUGCCACGUGAGGACUGAAAUGGAAGCCGCGGAAUUAAUCCGUUCUCACCAGAAACUUAGUUUGCAUAGCGGCAUCCUUUUGGCAGUUCCAGUCCCAGAAGAAAAUGAAAUACCUUUGGAGAAAGUGGAAGAAUGGAUUUAUCUAGCGUUGCUUGAGUGUUCGUCCCAAAAAGUCAUAGGAAAGGAUAUUACCCCAUUUCUUCUCAAGUACCUUCUAAAAAUAUCCGAAGGAAAAACGCUCAGUACAAAUAUUGCGCUCCUUGAAAAUAACGCUCGGGUAGCCGCUAGAAUUGCUGUUUGCUUGAAACGCUUAAAGGAAAAGAAAUCUGAUUCGUUUGCUGGUUACUCUGUCCAUGGGUCGAUCAAAGAAACACCAAAGGCUGGUCAGUUUCUGCCAGCUAAAGAUAAUUCGCGCAUUAUAUUCUCGGAGAAGUCAGUUCCUACGAAAGCAAAAGGGCGGCCGGUGGUAAUCGGAGGCUCGGUUCUGGAUAUUAUUGCUAAAGGCUCAUCCGAACUGAAGAUGAAUGGGAGCACGCAUGGUGGUGACAUCAACUUCUCAAGUGGAGGUGUUGGCAGGAACGUUGCGGAUUGUUUAGGUCGCCUGGGAGUAAGCGCGGUUUUCCUCAGCGCUGUUGGAGAUGAUUACAAUGGACAGUUUAUAAAGCAGUCGUGUUCGCAUAUGGAUUUGUCCCAUCUGAUGGAAUGUCCGGGAAACCCCACUUCCUGUUAUAUUGGUAUUUUGGCACCAUCUGGCCAGCUGCUUGGCGGACUCAUGAAUAUGUCCAUACAUCAGAUGAUUUCUCCUGAUUAUAUCCAUCAGCACGAAGAAUGCGUACAAGAGUCGCCAAUGUUAAUACUGGAUGGAAACUUGUCACUUGAAGCCCUCGACUGUGCUUUGGAGAUGGCUGCCAAAUAUAGAGUGCCAGUGUUUUACGAGCCAACGGAUAUCAACAAAGCUACAAAGGCAUUUUUAACUUCUCACUGGAAAGAAAUUGCUUUUCUAUCUCCAAAUAUCAAGGAACUGCAAAAGAUAAUGGCACAUUUCGAUAUAGACCGGGGCCUCCAUCCCACUGCAGCCGGGCCGCAUUCUUUGUCGAUCGCGGAAGAAUCUUUUCAAAGGCUAUUCGACCAGCUUCCCCAACUUCGAGUGCUCCUUGUUAAAUUUGGCAAACAAGGGUCGUGGGUAGUUUCGCGAAGUCCUCCGGAUCAACCGGUUAAUUGCGAUUCGCCAAAUGUUACGCGUGCUUUACAUUUUCGCCACUACACCGCACCUCCCGUGACGAGUUCCCAACUUGUCAGUGUUUCCGGCGGCGGAGAUUGCAUGGUUUCCGGGCUUAUAUCCGGAAUUUUGAGUGGAUACAACUUGGACCAAGCAGUUAUCAUCGGCACAGCGGCUGCUGCUUUGUCUCUGAAGUCCGACGUCAGUGUUCCCAGAUCGAUCAGCUCGGACAUUCUCUUCAGUGCGCACAGCACACCCGAUUAUUCCCAUUAAAUUGUUAUCUUUUAUUUUACUAGUAUUGUUCAAAUUCCUGAGGACAGUAGAUUUUAUGAAAUUCUCAUGCUCAGUAUUUGUUAGUGCUCACUGCUCAUCAAUUUUUAAUUGACAUUCUUAUGUCUGAUUUGUUAUCUCUCCAUGUUUUUGAGUGGUUUGCUAGCAGCGAAUAAUGUUUUCCGCUGAUUAACCCCGUUCUGCUCCAUUUUUAUAGCGAACUGCAACACAUUAGAUAACAGAAAUAUGAUC